AUGGUGUGGGGUUGUUUUUCAGGAUUUGGGCUUGGCCCUUAGUUCCAGUAAAAGGAACUUUGAAUGCCCCAGGAUACCAAAACAUUUUGGACAAUUCCAUGCUCCCAAACUUGUGGGAACAGUUUGGAGCGGGCCCCUUCCUCUUCCAACAUCACUGUGCACCAGUGCACAAAGCAAGGUCCAUAAAGACAUGGAUGAUAGAGUCUGGUGUGGAUGAACUUGACUGGCCUGCACAGAGUCCUGACAUGAACCCGAUAGAACACCUUUGGGAUGAAUUAGAAGGGAGACUGAGAGCCAGGCCUUCUCGACCAACAUCAGUGUGUGACCUCACCGAUGCACUUUUGGAAGAAUGGUCGAACAUUUCUAUAAACACACUCCGCAACCUGGUGAACAGCCUUCCCAGAAGAGUUGAAGCUGUAAUAGCUGCAAAAGGUGGACCGACAUCAUAUAGAACCCUAUGGGCACUUCAAGUUCAUAUACGUAAAGUUCUCCGUCUUUCUGGCGGUCUUCAUGAGCCCGGUAACAUCAGCUAUGAGAUGGUGCUCUGUCUCCUCGCCACCUGGAUCAUUGUUUACUUCUGCAUGUGGAAGGGAGUUAAAUCUACAGGCAAGGUUGUAUACUUCACAGCUCUGUUCCCCUAUGUGGUUCUGGUUGUUCUGUUGGCCCAUGGUGUCACCUUACCUGGAGCUCUAGAUGGGAUUUUAUAUUACCUAAAACCAGAUUGGUCCAAACUGGGAGAAGCACAGGUGUGGAUUGAUGCUGGUACCCAGAUUUUCUUCUCCUAUGCCAUCGGGCUGGGUGCCCUGACUGCACUGGGCAGCUACAACCGCUUCCAUAACAACUGUUACCAAGAUGCGUUUGUGCUGGCCCUCAUUAAUAGUGGAACCAGCUUCUUUGCCGGCUUUGUCGUGUUCUCUGUGUUGGGCUUCAUGGCUGCAGAGCAAGGUGUGGACAUCAGUAAGGUAGCUGAGAGUGGACCCGGCCUGGCCUUUAUAGCGUACCCCAAGGCUGUAACUCUGAUGCCAAUGGCCCCACUCUGGGCUGCACUCUUCUUCUUUAUGUUGCUCAUAUUGGGCCUCGACAGUCAGUUUGUCGGAGUAGAGGGUCUGAUAACCGGAAUCAUGGACAUGCUUCCCCCCAAAUCUACCCUGGGUUCCUUGCGGCGAGAGGUGGUGGCAGCCAUCUGCUGCGUCAUCUGCUUCCUCAUUGACAUGUCUAUGGUCACAGAGGGAGGGAUGUAUGUCUUCCAAUUGUUUGACUACUAUUCUGCCAGCGGCAUCACUCUGCUGUGGCAGGCUUUCUGGGAGUGUGUGGUCAUUGCUUGGGUCUAUGGCGCAGACCGUUUCAUGGAUGAUGUGUCCCGUAUGAUUGGUUAUCAGCCCUUACCCUACAUGAAGUGGUGCUGGUCUUAUGUAACACCCUUUGUCUGUGUGGGAGUGUUCUUCUUUCAUGUAGUGAACUACAAGCCCCUAACCUACAACACUGUGUACACCUACCCCUUGUGGGGUGAAAUGCUUGGCUGGGCAUUGGCUCUCUCCUCUAUGCUUUGUAUCCCACUGACUGUUGUCUACAAGUUGCUGCGCUGCAAAGGAUCACUGCGGGAGCGAUGGCAGCACCUAACCACACCAGUUUGGGGCAGACAUCACCUGGAUUACCUCGCCCCAGAAAGCGAAGCCAAACUGCUGCCCCCUGCAGAAUCCAAGAAUGCCCAUCUCUUUGAAAGUGUCAUCUAAUAGUCAAAGCCCCUUAGAGCUCAGGAGCAAAAAUUGUCCUUUAACAUCAGCAAUCAGCACCCUCACACUCAUUCACCAGUUACUAAAAAUACUUACACACCACACUGGACUCGUAGGGCAAAGUGUACCCUACGAUCUUGGAACUAUUGAAUAAGACUCACACAAAUGGACCAAAUAUUAGAUUGGAAAAUACAUUAAUACAGUUAUGAAAACUUCUUUGACUCUACUAACUGACUAGUGCUAAUUUUUUCUGAUGCUUGCUUCUUGUGCUGUCCUGUCUCUUGUGAUACGUCCCUUGUAGUUGCACUUAGGCGCUUUCCGUCAGGGUUUCAAUAGCCUCAUCCCAUACUGUCACACCAUUUUGAGAAUGUUACCUGAAAAUAUUACAAUGAAACCCUGUAUCCGCUGCUGCAAUGUCAUGGUCUGAGAUGCAUGUACAGCGUGGAUGAGUAAGGGUUUUCUACCAACUGUACAAAAAACACUUCCAUUGGAAAUAUAAAAUGAAGCCAAUCCAUCUCCACUUCCAAAUGUGUUAUGUACUAACUCCAGUAUCCGGUGUUUUUUAGGCUCUGUGAUUCAGUGUUAUCAAUAUUCAGACUGCAUCAUGAUCAGUAUUUUCACCCUAAGAGAAAGUUAGACUAAUGUGCGCUACAUGGAAGGAAAGGGGACAGUGUGGACUGUAUUGAAAUACUCAAUAAAAGACCAACAUCUAA
Molecule: messenger RNA, 2446 nt
Organism: Entelurus aequoreus (snake pipefish)
Lineage: Eukaryota; Metazoa; Chordata; Actinopteri; Syngnathiformes; Syngnathidae
Product: sodium- and chloride-dependent creatine transporter 1-like
Exons: 11
Coding region: 99-1733 (544 amino acids)
Biological process (GO): sodium ion transmembrane transport
Cellular component (GO): membrane
Molecular function (GO): nucleic acid binding
Source: RefSeq, a predicted model, not a curated record